Messenger RNA from Malus domestica (apple), 2197 nucleotides. Its product is annotated as sodium/hydrogen exchanger 1-like. Gene Ontology annotation, biological process: proton transmembrane transport; regulation of intracellular pH; potassium ion transmembrane transport. Gene Ontology annotation, molecular function: potassium:proton antiporter activity; sodium:proton antiporter activity. Gene Ontology annotation, cellular component: plasma membrane. The record is from RefSeq and is a predicted model, not a curated record. Lineage: Eukaryota; Viridiplantae; Streptophyta; Magnoliopsida; Rosales; Rosaceae.
AAAACCAACACAGAAGCCUCAUCACUUGAAGAAACUUCAAUUCUUUUUCAUGGUCCAGAAACUCCAGUGUGUCUCUGCUCUGUCCUCUCGUCUCCAUUCGGAUCGAAUUCUAAUCCGACCAGGUGAAUGCCAAAUUCAUAUACACAAAAACCCAAAAAAAAAAUGGCAGUUCUUGAAACCAUACGGUCUCAGUUGCCACUUCAAGAAUCCUCAUUUCUCAACACCAGCACUGUCGUUUCACUCACUGUGUUCUUCACGCUCCUCUGCGUUUGUAUAAUUAUCGGUCAUUUGCUCGAAGAGAACCGCUGGGCCAAUGAAUCGAUCACUGCCCUUCUCUUGGGUUUGGUUGCUGGAGUGGUGGUGUUGCUGGUGACAGGGUUCGAAAGCUCGAGGAUUUUGAUCUUUAGCGAGAACUUGUUCUUUCUGUAUCUACUUCCUCCAAUCAUUUUCAAUGCCGGUUUCCAGGUCAAGAAAAAGCAGUUUUUCAAGAAUUUCACCACAAUUUUGUUGUUUGGAAUCGUCGGUACAGUAAUUUCUUUCUGCCUCAUAUCACUAGGUGCCUAUUUACUUUUCAAUAGAUUUGGUUUCUCAACUCUGACCAUUAAGGACAUCCUAGCGAUUGGUGCCAUAUUCUCAGCAACUGAUUCAGUUUGUACAUUGCAGGUUCUAAAUCAAGAUGAGACACCGUUUCUUUACAGUAUCGUGUUUGGGGAGGGAGUAGUGAAUGAUGCCACCUCCAUUGUGCUUUUCAAUGCAGUACAAUCGCUAGAUGUCAGCAACCUCAGCGCGCUUACAGCGUUGACCUUGUUGGGGAAUUUUCUUUACCUCUUCUUCACCAGUACUCUUCUUGGUAUAGCAGCUGGUCUGAUUAGCGCUUUUAUCAUAAAAACGCUUUACUUUGGAAGGCAUUCUACAGAUCGUGAAGUUGCGCUGAUGAUUCUUAUGGCUUAUUUGUCAUACAUGUUGGCUGAGCUUCUGAAUCUAAGUGGAAUUUUGACAGUGUUUUUCUGCGGCAUAGUUAUGUCACAUUAUACAUGGCACAAUGUUACAGAAAGCUCGAGGGUAACAACCAAGCAUGCAUUUGCAACAUUGUCAUUCAUUGCAGAAACCUUUAUAUUCCUUUAUGUUGGCAUGGAUGCCUUGGACAUUGACAAAUGGAAAGCCAGCAAGGCAAGUCCAGGGACUUCAGUUGGUGUCAGUUCAAUCUUGUUAGGACUAGUAUUAGUCGGAAGGGCAGCAUUUGUCUUCCCGAUUGCGAACAUCAAAAACUGUUUUAAGAAUAGAGAAGGUACGAAAAUCAAGUUCAAAGACCAGUUUACAAUGUGGUGGGCAGGCCUAAUGAGGGGUGCAGUCACUAUUGCGUUGUCAUACAACGAAUUUGCAGACAAUACCAAAACGACAUCAACGCAAGAUCGUUCUUUGAUGAUCACCAGUACCAUAAUUGUUGUUCUCUUCAGCACAGUGGUAUUUGGCUCCAUCACAAAGCCAUUAAUCUCAGCUCUGAUGCACCCACAUGCAAAAGCAAACAAUUCAGAUGCAACUGAUAUGCCUAGCCUAGAAGACUUGAGGCUACGUUUCCUGGAAACCGGCGAGGCAAGUGAGGGAGGCAACAGUGAGCCAGCCAGAAAACCAAGCAGCUUUAGGUUGUUAAUCACAUAUCCAACUUCAACUGUUCACUACUUUUGGAGGAAGUUUGAUGACAAGUUCAUGAGACCGGUUUUCGGGGGACGGGGUUUUGUUCCAUUUGUUCCUGGUUCACCUAGUGGUGCAGCAGAAGAUCAAGCUGCAGAACAUACUGAACAUAUUGAACAUACUCCUUGAGAUCAAGGGUUAAAUAUAAGGGUGUGAUAUCCACACACCCCUUUUUACUUCUCCCACACCUUUUUGGUUUUCAGCCGUCAGAUCGGAUGAAUUGAAAAAGAUCAACAGACAGAAAUUAACAAGGGGUGUGUGAGAAGUAAAAAGGGGUGUGUGGAUAGCACACCCCUAAAUAUAAAUGUAAAAUUAAAAUUAAUUAUUUUUUAUGGAUGGUCAAAUUAGGAAGCAUGUUGUUCUAGUUUUGUAAAGUGAGAGUGUGAAGCUUUUGCUGUAGUUAGAGCAUCCUCUCUUUUUUUCCACGAUCUAAGAGGGACUCUUAAUAUGAAUUUCUGGCUAUGCCACUAUCGAUUCUAUCUAUAUUUGCGCAAAAAUUUAAGCA